AACUCCUAUCUUCCGAUCAUUUUUGAUCCCGAACCCUUCUCCCAACUCCUCAUCUCACGCGGCCUUCUCCAUCCAACUCCUCGGCAAACCCCUCUCUGGCACUGCUUCUUAAGAUCAAGGACAGGGGGAUGGUGGUGAAGGAUUGGGUAGAGCAGGCGGAGAUCCUGCGGCACCGGGCGGUGGGAGGCUUCGUGAGCCACUGCGGCUGGAACUCAGUGACGGAGGCGGCACUGUAUGAAUACUGAGUCGUCGCCACUCCACCCCCAAAUCUUGAUCGUUCGUUUUAGGAUAGAAUCGUCAACCUCGCAGUCGUGAUCUAGGGUCUGAUCUCUCACUCAACUCGUUGCCCUGGUCGUCUCCUACCACCACCGUCGAGGAAAGGGGUUCUUCGAUUCCUAUGUCUGGCGCUGUGGAACCAUCGGAGUCGCAUCCUCCGUACUCUCCCUCCCACGAGGAGUACAACCCUGAGCUGCCGGUUGCUCUUCCGGAGGAUAGUGAUGGCACUCCGUACCUGAGAAUUUGAGACCUUUUGUGAAAUUUUGAGAUCUUUCUCAAGCUCCCUUCUUUGGUCUUGUUUCUUUUUCCUUGUUGUUGUCCUUUUUCUUGCCAUUAUAUUCGAGUCCCAAAUCAGCAAUAUAAAUUGAUUAAUCUAUAUGUCUCAGAAAAGUAGAUAUAAGACGACAUUGACAUGUUCAGUAUUUGAUUGAAUCUUGCUCAAGAAUGCUCUGAAGGAGAUCCUACUGGUCCCUCUCAGAUCUUUUAUUCCCUUUUAGCAACGAAGACAACAUGAUGAUUUUCUUGUCAGUGAGAAGCCAUUCUUUUUCAGAUCUCCAAAUGCCUUGAUCAAUCAAGCUGAUUCUCAACUUGGAGUGCUAGUGCAUAAUCAUCCUUGUCCAACUCAAGCAAUCUCCAGGCAAAAUCAAUACCAAACUUGCAUCGUGGUCUAAUUGCAUGCCAGAGAUGAUCUCUCUUCUUUUCCUUUUGCCGCUUUAUCUUUCCCUUUCUUUUUUACCGUCACUGCCUGCUGCAAAUUUCAGACAUUCCUGGCCAUGUUUGUGGCUCAAAGAUCCCAAAAGCCAGCUUGGACUCGUCAAUGGCCACCUCCACAUCUCAGAUGCCCUCCACGCCCCCUCUCUCUUUUCCUCAGAGCAAACGUUGAUCCUUGAGCUCGGCACAAUCCCCUCCUCCUCGAUCCUUUCGUUGCCUUGUUCCUAGGUAUGCUUUCCUUUAGAAAAGCAACAAACAAAGAUGCUCUCAUUCCCUUGCUGAACUCCUGGAAUCAAUGGGAACAACUUUGCCUGCACACUAUAUAACCAACACUAAUCUCAUAAUAGUUUUACUGGUUCCCUUUGUUUUCAUGUGAUUAUUCGCUUCUCGCACACACAGAAUCAUCCUCUGCUUAUUGCAACCUAGGAGUUUGUAUGGAGACUAUAGAGCUAAAGGUGGACAUGGUUGCAUUACAUGAGAAGAGAUUGAGGAAAUGUUUGUCCAAAGUGAAAGGCUCCUUGACAACAAGAUGCCAAAUAAUGUGGUUACUAUGUGAUGCGAUUUAUGAGACAAAUUGUUGAAGAAGUUGAAAUUAUCGAAAAAGAUUCACUACGAUCUAUAUUCACACAAGCAGAGUAUUCUCGAGAAAAAAUUGAUGAGGUGCGAUCGGAGUUGGCAGAAUGUAUACAAGAUCAUAUUUAUGAGUAGGUGCGUUCAAGUUUAUUGUUGCAAUGCUCUGAAGAAUAUUAAUGUCCAAACCAGAACAUUAGCAAUCGGCUCUGUACGUCCAAAGCAUUUGAAGGCCCUAGCACCAGUGCACAUUAAUACUAAGUUUAUCAAGCUGGAUGCUGAAAAUGCACCAUUUUUCGUGACGAAAUUGGCAAUCAAAACACUGCCCUGUGUUAUUUUAUUCAGGAAUGGCAUUGCCUUUGAUAGGAUAGUCGGCUUUCAAGAUCUUGGAAGCAAAGAUGAUUUUACUGCCAGAGCUUUAGAAAAUCUUCUUAAAAGAAAAGGUGGAUACAGGACAGUCGAGAUCAGUACACUAAGGAGCGUCUGGAUUCAGUAAUUGAUCAGUACACUAAGCGUAUGGAUUCAGUAACCACUGUACUAUUUUGAGUAAACAGAUUGUUGGCUACUUCAGUAUUCAGUAUUCAGUAAACAGAUUGUUGGCUAAACAAAUUGUAGCUGUUCAAAAUAGAUUUUUUGUGCUCUUUUGUUUUAUAUGUGAAUAUCACUAUAUACUUUGAAACAGAAUUAGUGUAAAUUUUGAUAUUUACUUGCUUUUCAUGUAAUUAAUUAUUAAUAUUAUUUUAACAUCA
Molecule: messenger RNA, 2306 nt
Organism: Zingiber officinale
Lineage: Eukaryota; Viridiplantae; Streptophyta; Magnoliopsida; Zingiberales; Zingiberaceae
Product: thioredoxin domain-containing protein PLP3B-like
Exons: 10
Coding region: 1643-2053 (136 amino acids)
Cellular component (GO): cytoplasm
Source: RefSeq, a predicted model, not a curated record